Corylus avellana is the source of this 936-nucleotide messenger RNA. Its product is annotated as expansin-A15. Gene Ontology annotation, biological process: plant-type cell wall organization. Gene Ontology annotation, cellular component: extracellular region. The record is from RefSeq and is a predicted model, not a curated record. Lineage: Eukaryota; Viridiplantae; Streptophyta; Magnoliopsida; Fagales; Betulaceae.
CCCUCUUCAUUUCCUCAUUCACGUCCAUUAUACACACUUCAGUUUCUUGAAAAUGGCUCUUUUUGGUUUCUUUCUAGUGGGGUUUGUCUCAUUGUUCUCUUCCGUUCAAGGGUAUAAUUAUGGGGGUUGGACAAAUGCUCAUGCCACUUUCUAUGGUGGAGGUGAUGCUUCUGGGACAAUGGGUGGUGCUUGUGGGUAUGGAAACUUGUACAGCCUGGGUUAUGGGAUUAACACAGCAGCACUGAGCACUGCAUUGUUCAACAAUGGCCUAAGCUGUGGGGCAUGCUUUGAAAUCAGAUGUGUAAAUGAUCCACAAUGGUGCCUCCCUGGCUCCAUUGUAGUCACUGCCACUAAUUUCUGCCCUCCAGGGGGAUGGUGUGACCCUCCUCAACUCCACUUUGACCUCUCUCAGCCCAUCUUCCAACACAUUGCCCAAUACAGAGCUGGGGUAGUUCCUGUAGUUUACAGAAGGAUAAGGUGCAGGAGAAGUGGAGGUAUUAGGUUCACCAUCAAUGGCCAUUCCUACUUCAACUUGGUCCUUGUGACCAAUGUUGGUGGAGCUGGUGAUGUGCAUUCUGUGGCCAUCAAGGGCUCAAGAACUAGAUGGCAGCAAAUGUCAAGGAAUUGGGGUCAAAACUGGCAGAGCAAUGCAUACAUCAAUGGACAAAGCCUGUCUUUUGUUGUCACAGCCAGCGAUGGACGCAGUGUGGUCUCAUACAAUGUUGCUCCAGCUAGUUGGUCCUUCGGACAGACAUAUACCGGAAGCCAAUAUCGCUACUAAGCAUCCCUUUAGCUCUAUUAUGUCCUCUAAAGUAUGGUAAGGUUAUGGGGCAAAAAUCUUAUAGAUUAGAUAAAAAAGAGCAUAUAUAUAUAUAGUUGAAGAGUAUAUAGGGCCAAUAAUAUUGGCUCAAAAUGAAAAGGGUUUGCUUUCAAAUG